Messenger RNA from Oncorhynchus keta (chum salmon), 753 nucleotides. RefSeq names its product acidic leucine-rich nuclear phosphoprotein 32 family member B-like. The record is from RefSeq and is a predicted model, not a curated record. NCBI's taxonomy places the organism in Eukaryota, Metazoa, Chordata, Actinopteri, Salmoniformes, Salmonidae. The transcript has 3 exons. Bases 222 to 650 code for a protein of 142 amino acids.
UAGUUAAAUGAUAAUGGUCAGCCACCUCGGUAGCUUGCUAGCUGAAACAUCGAAGCUCUUUAGACUCGUUCAUGUAUAUUAUCCACUGUGUUUUAAACUAACUUCUUCUGUCGUCUAGCUAGUUAUCCCAUUUAAUUUCAUAUGUGCUUUGUUGUUAUUAGCUAGCUGACUGGUUUAGUUCACUAGCCUAGAUAGCUAACUGUUAGCUAACAUCUCUGACCAUGAGUUCACUGAGCUGCUCUCCUCCUGAUAAAGAAGAGGAGGUCUGCUGGACGGAGAAAGAGGGACUGUGGCUCAAUGUUGUUGUGAAAGAAGAAGAGGAAGAGGAGGAUGUCACAGUAACAAAAGUAGAGGAUGAGGAUGUUGCAGUGAAAGAAGAAGAGGACGAGAAAGAGGAGGAUUCCGAUUUUGGAGAGGGAGAGCUAACUGGUAUAUUGGAAGAAGAAGAAGAGGAGGAUCUGAUUAACCCCAGAGAGAGACGGGACUAUAGUGGAUCCUCUGGGGAGCCUCAACAACAUCAUGAUGCUGAAGAGGCAGAGGAGAGUCUCUCCACAUCAGAACACCUCAAUAAACACCAACGGAAACCCACAGGAAGAAACUUCACCACUGCUCUGACUGUGGGAAGAGUUAUUCAAGAUCAGAUUCACUAAAAGUACACCAGAGAAUUCACACUGGAGAGACAUCUCACUGCUGCUCUGACUGUGGGAAGAGAUUCACCUCUUCAGCAGACCUCAAAAGACAUCAGAGAAUCCA